Molecule: messenger RNA, 816 nt
Organism: Rotaria sordida
Lineage: Eukaryota; Metazoa; Rotifera; Eurotatoria; Philodinida; Philodinidae
Source: the annotation of a GenBank genome assembly
AUGUUUGUGCGACAACAAUUGGUAUUGAAAUUUUCAUCUUUAGUUAAUAAACUUUAUUAUCGCACCAUGAAAAUCCGUCAUUUCAAUGCAUUAAAAGAUAAUUAUAUGUAUUUAAUAACUGAUGAUAAAACAACAGAAUGUGCAGUUGUUGAUCCAGCUGAACCAAAGGAAUUAGUUGAAACAAUUAAAAAAGAAGGAUUAAAAUUAACAACUAUUCUUACAACACAUCAUCAUUAUGAUCAUGCUGGUGGUAAUAAUAAAAUGCUUGAAUUAAUGGGUGCAGAAAAAGGUCAAAUAAAAGUAGUUGGUGGUGAUGAAUCAUUACAAGGUCUUACACAUCUAGUACAAGAUAAUGAAAAAAUUCAGAUUGGAGAACUUGAAGUUACUUGUUUAUUAACACCUUGUCAUACAGCUGGUCAUGUUUGUUAUCUCGUUACAGAUAAACAACAACAAGCUGUUUUUACAGGCGAUACUUUAUUUAUUGGUGGUUGUGGUAAAUUUUUUGAAGGUUCAGCAGCACAAAUGCAAUCAAGUCUUCAAAAAUUAGCAGGACUUGAUCCAAAAACCCUUGUCUAUUGUGGUCAUGAAUAUACGAAAACAAAUCUUGAAUUUGCUGCAACUGUUGAACCAGAUAAUCAAGAUUUAAAAGCUAAACAAGCAAGUUUAAAAUCUGUUACAAUACCAUCAACAAUAGGUGAUGAACUCAAAUUUAAUCCAUUUAUGCGUACAAAUCAAAAAAGUGUACAAGCAUUUACUGGUAAAGCUGAUCCAAUUGAAUGUAUGGGUGAAUUACGUGAAAGAAAAAAUAAAUUUUAA